Jaculus jaculus (lesser Egyptian jerboa) is the source of this 1235-nucleotide messenger RNA. RefSeq names its product craniofacial development protein 1 (gene Cfdp1). The record is from RefSeq and is a predicted model, not a curated record. Bases 138 to 1031 code for a protein of 297 amino acids. The transcript is spliced from 7 exons. NCBI's taxonomy places the organism in Eukaryota, Metazoa, Chordata, Mammalia, Rodentia, Dipodidae.
CUGUCUGCGCCUGUGCAGACACCACCAGGGCUACGCUAGCUGUUGCCGCUGUAGCUCUAUGGUCUCUCUCGCUGGACCUUAGUUGUGGGUUAGCCGCUGUAGUCGUGUGCUUUGCGGGUCUCCCAAGCGGCAGCAACAUGGAAGAAUUCGACUCGGAAGACUUCUCCACCUCGGAGGAGGACGAGGACUACGUGCCGUCGGGUGGUGAGUAUAGUGAAGACGAUGUCAAUGAAUUGGUGAAGGAAGAUGAAGUGGAUGGUGAAGAACAGACACAGAAAACCAAAGGGAAAAAAAGAAAGGCUCAGAGCAUUCCAGCCAGGAAAAGAAAACAAAGUGGCCUCUUGUUAGACGAUGAAGAGGAGGAUGGCAAAGAAGAAUCUGGAGGAAGUAGCAGUGAAAAAGAAGGUGAAGAAGAACAGGACAGAAGCAUUGGGUCAGAGAAUGCAAGGAAAAAGAAGGAAGAUGAACUGUGGGCCAGCUUCCUCAAUGAUGUACGACCAAAGCCAAAAGUGUCCCCUGCUACUCAAGUUAAAACGGGAGAGGAGACUGAAGAAACGAAUUCAAGUAAAUUGUUAGUCAAAGCAGAAGAACUAGAGAAACCUAAAGAAAAAGCAAAGGUCAAAAUCACCAAGGUGUUUGAUUUUGCUGGUGAAGAAGUGAGGGUGACUAAGGAAGUGGAUGCUGCAUCUAAAGAAGCCAAGUCCUUUUUGAAGCAAAAUGAGAAAGAAAAACCACAGACUGAGGUUCCUUCAGCUGCACCUUCGCUCCCUGCUGGUUCAGGGGUAAAAAGAUCAAGUGGCAUGAGCAGCCUUUUGGGGAAAAUUGGAGCCAAGAAGCAGAAAAUGAGCACCCUUGAGAAAUCUAAAUUGGAUUGGGAAAGCUUCAAGGAGGAAGAAGGGAUUGGUGAAGAACUAGCCAUCCAUAACCGAGGGAAAGAGGGGUACAUUGAACGCAAAGCUUUUCUAGAACGGGUGGACCACAGGCAGUUUGAAAUUGAACGAGAUCUCAGGCUGAGCAAAAUGAAACCUUGAUGUUCUGGAGAGAAUCAGUAGCAGUUUAAUCCUGUCAACAAUGUGAGCUGUUUGGGUGUCUAUUUCCAAUAUUCUUCCUCCUGUUUUCCAGCAAGGCCUUUUUUCUAUAUUGAAGUUUCAUUUAUGUAUCUUACUCUCAUGGCUUCAUUUUACUUUUGAACAUUUGUCCUUCAUUACAAUAAACAAAUAAAAGCUGGAGCUCUG